Messenger RNA from Tuber aestivum (summer truffle), 186 nucleotides. Lineage: Eukaryota; Fungi; Ascomycota; Pezizomycetes; Pezizales; Tuberaceae. The record is from the annotation of a GenBank genome assembly.
AUGCAACAAGGAACAGUAAAAUUCUUUAACGAUGCCAAAGGAUUUGGUUUUAUUUCACCUUCAAAUGGUGGUCAGGAUGUUUUCGUACAUAUGUCAGGUUUAGUAGAUACUAUUCGUGAAAACGAUGUCGUUACAUUCGAUCUACAAAACGGGAAUAAAGGCGUUAACGCAGUUAACGUAAAAAUA